Aspergillus pseudonomiae is the source of this 1457-nucleotide messenger RNA. Its product is annotated as phenylacetaldoxime dehydratase family protein. The record is from RefSeq and is a predicted model, not a curated record. The transcript has a single exon. The coding region runs from base 141 to 1226 and encodes 361 amino acids. Lineage: Eukaryota; Fungi; Ascomycota; Eurotiomycetes; Eurotiales; Aspergillaceae.
AGCUCUAGUUGCUCCACUAUGAAAAAUGGGUCCAUCAGCGUGCACUGGAUGUAACCUUACGGACUACUAAAAACCAGCCACCCUUUAGUGAACGGCUUUUGCAUUGCAAGUGAUUAUCCCACCCUCCCACUCCGCCAGUUAUGGAUUGUCCUGCUAGAAGAUUCCCUCUGCGUCGACCAGCCAAUCAUGUUCCCCCUAUACCGCGAUGGUAUACACACUUUGCAAACGGCCUAGACAGAGUUUUCACUGCUUACAUUGGGAUUCAACAACAUAAUGGGCUCGACACGGGGCGAACUCAGUGUCUUGCAGCGAUCGAGCUCUGGCUUGCUGAAAACCAGAACAACGCACCGGCUGCGAUGGAGCGAUUCCAGGUCAUCGACGGAGAUGACGCUCCGGAGUCACUCAUUUUUGUAUGCUACUGGGACAACGAAUCAAAGUACGAGGAGAGUAUCAGAGCAUUGAAUCUCACUCAGCUAUACCAAGAGCUUGAGAAAUCGGUCCAACCGACGGUGGGUCUCUGGUGUGAGAGGUUUGUCAGCCACGUCUCUCGUUUGGAGACAAACUAUUCGGGAACAGACUAUCUGCCUGGCCUGGCUCGACUACCGGGCACAAAGACCGUAGAGCAUUCAUACUCGGCAUACUGGGGCGCUGCUCGGGAUCGAAUCCCUGAUUCGGCAUUUGAUAUCUUUGAGCAAGAUGACAAUCCCACGGCAGCAGCUGUUUCUCAUAAUAUGCCAACCUCCUUAGGCAGGCACCUCACGGGUACCAACUUCCAGAACAUGGUGCAUAUACGGACUGGUCAAUUCUGGAACAACUGCGACGAGGAUGAGAGGCGUUCCUACGAAGACAAACUGGAACCGACACUCCGGGAAGGCCUACUAUACUUAUGGCAGAAUCCCGACGAGACGGGCUCAAUGGGACUGAGAUACCUAACUAACAUUCCUACUUCUUCGCCCCAGUGGUCGGGACAAUCAAACGAAUCCUGCGUGACUGGAUUCUUCAGAAGCCUUGCUGAUCUGGAAACCUGGGCCAAGAAACACCCAUCGCAUCUGGCUAUAUACACUGGUGCUAUUCGACAUGCGAAGACCUUUGGGGAUAGACGGAAGUUUCGGACAUGGCACGAGGUUUCGGUGCUUAAGCGCGGCGAUGCGCACUUUGAAUAUCUCAAUUGCCUGCCGCGUACUGGCAUGAUAAAUUGUAUAUCCCUCACCGAAGUUAGUGAUUAACGUCUGAUUAAUAAUUUACGCAAAUCGUGGUUUCUCAAUGAAGGGGCACUACGCUGGAUCAGACAGAUCAGUAACAUACUUCUCUACCUACUUUCGAGAUGCUUUCACGUCAUAUGGUUCUUCGGUAUAUCUAAAGGCUCUGUGGGACUCUAUGCGCUUUUAUGUCAAUGGGAAUGACGGGACAAGUAGGGUAAAAAUGUCUCUAGUCGGGCUGUAGAGACAACAAUUAUA